This is a messenger RNA of Melozone crissalis (California towhee), 3760 nucleotides long. It is a transcript of the gene LINS1, whose product is annotated as lines homolog 1. The record is from RefSeq and is a predicted model, not a curated record. Bases 956 to 3244 code for a protein of 762 amino acids. The transcript has 8 exons. Lineage: Eukaryota; Metazoa; Chordata; Aves; Passeriformes; Passerellidae.
AUAACUCAGACAUAUAAGUGAAGAGGCAUAAGUUUCUUCCCUCAUUCUGUUUGCAGUUCCAUUUGACUUUGGUUUUGAUUUUAAAGCAUUAUUAAUGAUGAAAGUAACAUACAAAUCCCUUUUUUUUGUUUGUUUCUUAUGUUCUGGGUAGGUUUCCUUUCUGUCUUUUAUGUGAUCAGUCUAUAUAUAAGGUUUUUAGAACUGUUCCUGUUUAUGCAGGAGUCUGGCUCUGUGAGGCAUUGCCUUAAUUGGUUUUUAGAUGCUGUCGUGAGUAACUCAGAUAAAUAAUACAAAUAAGGGUUGGAGUUUGUCACUGCUUCCCUUUGCUCUUCAGCUUUGAGCUUUUCACUCUCGUGCUGUGUCUGAAACAAAUUUAGUCCUUGUCUGAUAUUUUCUCCCUCUUUGAAGUAAAUGCCAUCAAAAUAAGCCCCCUCACUUUUCAUUUCCUUCAAUGGCUUACGUUUGUGAGCUGUUGUCAUGUGUGAGUGAGGCAUAUCUUAGAGAUGCCUUUGUAAAGUUUGCAGAUUAAUGGUGGGGCACAAAUGUGUUCUGGGAGGAUGCAGGAAGGCACAGCCAGCACCUUGUGGUGGAGGUGGAAUCCCACAGUGGGUGUCCUAGAAAAGUUCUGACUCCCUUCUGCCUUAACCACCCUGCUGAAUCGUGUGAAUUUGUGCCUGAGAUCUCUUCAUCUACCACACGAGGAAAUGCUUCCUGAUGGUGGGAGAAGUGAUGAGUCAGGAUGGCACCUCUUGGGCUACCUCUGAUCCUUUGUGCCUUUGGGAAGCCAUUUUGUCAAUCCAGGCUUCAGUUGCAAGGAAAAAAUCAGGUGACUUAGAAGAGAAAUGCCCAGUGUGCUCCUGUUUCUCUGACUGGAUGAAAGUGACCUGGAAGCUGAUUUGCAGUGAGCAAUCAGUGAAGCCACACAGGAUUUUAUGGAAUAUUGCAUGAUCUCAUCAUGAAGAUCUCUCUCCUGCAGCAGAUGUAUAAGGAUGUCCUGGCAGGCAUUCCCCUAGCAAGGGAAAGCCAUCAUUAUUCCUCUUUAAUGAAUCUCUGUGUGGAGCAGCCACCAGAAGGAGAUGGAUCCUGUCAUCAGCAGCAUCUGCCAUCGACUGCUAGUGGCACUGGGAGCCAUCAGGACUCUGAUAUGUCAGAUGUUGUCCCUGCAACAGAUGAUUUAUCCAGGAGCUUUGCAAACAUGAGCUCCUCGCUCUGCCCCCGGGAGGUGACGCUGCUCCAGCUCACCCUGAUCAAAAUGAUGGUGGCCAAAGCAGAGUCCCAGGAGACUGAGCUCCACACGAGACAGAAGUACUGUGAAAUCUUUGUUCUUCUUCUGAAGGAGGCAAAAAUUGACUCAAAAUUGAUUCACCUGCUGGGUUCUGAUGAUCGGCUGUUAUCUCACAUGGCCUCACAAAGUUUGGCAUCUCUUGUGUAUUUCCAGCUGAAGGAAGAGGACGCUGUGAACGUGCCGUGGCUGAGCUUCAGCCUGGCCGCGCUGCCGGGGUUCCCCGGGAGCGCGGGGGUGCCCGGCUGCCUGUGGACCCUGGCGGCGAUUCUCAAGGAGACGCUGAAGGACGCGCCCGCAGCCCGAGCAGGUGCUCUGAAGAAGCUGUUGGCUCCUCUUGAUGCGGUGCUUGAAGGAUUUUAUAAUGCCAUCCUGCUCCAUCAUUUUGACAGUCACCACUACACUUCACCUUAUUCUGAAGCUGCAAACAAUCUGAUCAGUUUUAUAGAUCUGCUUGAAGCACUUUUGGUUUCCAGAAUUGAACUGGAAAUACCAUUCAGGUGCCAGAGAAUUUUAUUUUUGAAAGUCUCUUAUGUCCUCAACGUUAUUAGCUCAUCGAUUCCUUAUGUAAUCAAGAAGAAAUUCAUUUUGCUCCUUAAAAAAUGUGUCCUUUGCAAGUCUAGAGAAGAUGCUAAAGGUGGAUCACAGUUCUUACAAACCCCAUCUUUGUGUGAGGAUAUGCUUGCACUGAGUAAUGUUGUUCUGCAGGUUGUGAAUUUGACUUGGCUUAAUCAGAUCCCUCUCAGUGGGAAGUCCAGCUACUUUGGAAGCAGUGAAACUGCUCCUGGACAUGAUUCUCAAGGUGCUUCUGACCAAACUGUUCUCAGAGCCUUAAGUCUGGUUGUGCUUAAAGCACUGGAAUUCAAGAUUCAAAACGCUGCAAUAGAAGCAGAAAUCAAAGGAGACUUUGAGAGCUCCAUGUCCCAGCUGCUGAUGUUCUGGAGGAGUCAUGGAAAGCCUUCCCCACACUCUCACCCAGCUGGGCAUCACUGUGAAUGGCUCUCCUUGGUUUUCAUGGAGCAGGAUGAUGACAUGUGGGAAGCUGCUAAAGCUUUAUUGCUCAUCUAUUUAAAACUUGAUAGGUUACGGCAUGGUGUUGCUGAUAACCUAAGCCACAAAGAGGAGAAAUCCUGGCAGUUCCUUGUGCAUGCAGGUGGAUGUAACCCACACUGUAUCUUUUUAUUUUUUCUGGAGAAGAUUGCAUUUGAUUCCACAGUACUUCUAGAUUUUCUGAUUUCAUCAGAAACUUGCUUUCUGGAGUACUUGGUCAGGUACUUGAAGCUCCUUGGGAAGGAGUGGCCUCACUUUGUAGAGGUCUGUAACCAUUUGGAUACCAGGCACAGCACUUUGCACGCAGUUGGUUCUGUCAAGCAGAGCUGCGUGACCGGGGUGAGUUUGCAGAAUGCUGUUUGUGCAGCAGAGCCACAGAGUGCGAUGGCUUCGGCUCCUCACAAUUGCCCGGUGUUUACAGCACGGCAGGGUGAUAAUGGGGCUGCAGAGUGGAGCCAGUCUGACUCACUGACCGGCGCUGAUAGCGCGUCCCUGCUCGGCCCUCUUCAAAGCCUGGUUAAUUAUGACAGCUCAGAGGACUCGGAGGUGGAAUCAGAUGGAAAAGAGUGUUUGGUAAACACAAAGCAAUUGCCACCAAACAAUGAGGGUGAGGUGAGGAGGAGGCAAACAGGUUGCAGCUGCAGAGAUGAUGACCGGAAUUCACGCACCUCUGAAGUGUCGCCUCCGAAACUGAAGGGAUCCCCUGCCUCAUCCUGUUGGACUCGUAUGGCAUCUCCAGAUAACAUUGCUCCCCUAAGAGUAAUGCUUUACAAAUCAACAAAGUGUCUGGAAGAGCUGCAGGAGGCUAUUUCUAGGUUGCAGAGGAGAAAUCUUUUCCCAUAUAAUCCAUCUGCGUUGUUGAAACUGCUGAGCCAGGUUGAGAAGAUGAAUAAAUCCAUGAAUCCACAAUAAUCCAAAGUGUUCUUGUGGGGUUUUUUAAACAAGUUCACCAGGGAAUAUUUCCAUGAGAUUAAUGAUUUGUUGCCUCAUGCCUCUUGCGCCAGUCAGUGCAUUUAACCUCAGGCAGGGUGAACAUGGAUUUGGUUGGAACCCUAAAAUCUGGGAUUGCAUCCAGUGAUAUGAUCCAUGACCUGAGGGGCCUAAGCUCAUUCAUGGUGUGUAUGUCAAUGUACAGUAAAUAAGGAUUAGUUGUUGGAUAUUCAACUUUUUGUAAUAAAUAACUCACGUGAAAGCAUUUCAAAAAUAUAUGCUAAAGUAUUGUCAAUUAUACUCAAUGUCAUUCUAUUUUUAGCUCAUUGCCAGAUUAGUAGUGGUUCAUAGACUUAGGGCAAAGUUAGUGCAACACUUGACUGCUUAGAAGUUGGGCUAAAUAAAAUAAUAUAGCUGGGGACAGUUUACUGUUCAUCCUGUGUGUUCUGCAUUGGUGCAUUGCUCAAAGUGGACCUUCAGAUGUCUCUAUUCCUUUAA